This is a messenger RNA of Venturia canescens, 6050 nucleotides long. Its product is annotated as zinc finger protein 880-like. Gene Ontology annotation, biological process: regulation of transcription by RNA polymerase II. The coding region runs from base 1017 to 2618 and encodes 533 amino acids. Gene Ontology annotation, molecular function: DNA-binding transcription factor activity, RNA polymerase II-specific. The record is from RefSeq and is a predicted model, not a curated record. Gene Ontology annotation, cellular component: nucleus. Lineage: Eukaryota; Metazoa; Arthropoda; Insecta; Hymenoptera; Ichneumonidae. The transcript is spliced from 3 exons.
CGAUGCUUGGUUUGUUAAAAUGCCAGUUUCGGAUCACUUCGAAUGAUUAGAAUAUUACGCAAAUUACUUUUUUCAAACUCAACCUUAUAAUCUUGACAUAAAGUCGACUGAUUAAUAAAGUUGUAGCUCACAUUCUGAAAAGAUAAAAAAUAUUUUGCACUCCCGUAUAAUAGAUAUGUACUGAGAACUGUUAAACAGUUAAUCGCUUGACUAAACUAGUGAAAAAUUCAAACAAUAAGGUGAUUAUCUUAUCGAAGUAAACCGCAUUAACGCUGAUGGUUGUACGCUAAGUAUUUUGAAAUUGAAAUCCACUUAUAUUAUUCAAUGAACAAUUUUUUCGUCAUUCUUCCGAAUUUAUAUGUUGAUGAGCUCACCAAAACUGCUUGUGCUGAAACUUUGUUGAAUUGCCGCGCAAACUUUAGUUUCCGAAAAAGCCGUGUCGGGGACUGUAGCAAGGGCGCGCUUGUGAAUGAGGAGUGCAAUUGUCGAUUGGUCGCGCGUAGUACACUAUCUAUUAGUAGUAAACAACACACACGAUUUGUGUAGUAUAUUUUCUAUAGACGCCAUAUUGAAAAGCGUGCAAAAGAACUCGUUGCGUGUUUGUUAGUAGUUGAACACUUCGCGCGAUACUUUUUAGCGUAUGUACGCUACGUUUUUGUCCGAACCACUCGUUUUUUAGUUCAAUAGUACAUCAGUAAAUUUGUAAUAAUAUAGGGGUACUAUUGCUUCGAGUGGCGAUGCAUCGAAGCACGUUAGUGUCCGAGGGUUAAGCGGUGGUACGCCAGACGAAAUUAUGUGAAAGAAAAUGUGAAUAACAAUCUACAGUAGAUCGAAUGAGCGUGUGUUUUUUCCUAUUAUCCAAAUUACUCGUGAUUUGCGGGCCAACGUCGUUACAAGUUGAUAUCCCCAGUUGAUGCCGUUUGAGGUUAUAACCGCCGUAGCGUUCAUCUUACUUUUCUAUUCCUCAUAAUAACGCGCGUUACUCACGCGUUUUUCACGCGUUACGCGAUCGUAGGAUGAACUUCUCCGAAGCUAAUAGCAUACAUGGUGGUUUGCCUCAAUUUGCCGAGUUAACCCCAAAAUCGAGUGGUGAAUUAACGAGUGGAAUGCAACAAGCGCAAAACAUUAUUUAUACUACUGCAGCGGCCACAAUGAAUCACGGGAAACAACCGAUCGUGGUGAGUCAACAAAACAAAUAUCCUGGAAGUAUAGUUGGUUGGCCAGAUCCUAACACAUUGAUGCAACUUUGCGAAAAGCAAAAUAUUCAGACCAUCAACAUUCCCAACUACAAUAGCCAAAGUAACUCGCCGUUAGUAGGAGUUCAGGCAAAUGGCUUGCCCCUAAGACUUAUGCCCAACAUGUAUUUGCCGGCAACCUCUCAAUCCGAUGUUAUUGUCAAACAAGAACCCACACAAGUCAGACAAAACUCAACCACAGUCGCUAAUGCAGGGUCGAAUGUGGCCUCGCACAUGCAGCUUCAACAGCAGAGCGCAGCAAUGGCGGAAUAUUUGCAAAAACUGCAAGCAACGACGUUGCCUCUGACGCUUCAGCAGCUGAUGAAGCUCCAGUCGGAUCCGUUGAAGGUUCGUGAAAAGUGUGAAGAGAACGAAAAAAACGAGCAAGCAACAAACAAUAUACUAAACAUUCCGAGCGUCCCGGUAUUCCGUAACGGUCAAGCAACCCAUAAUGGUAAUGGUCAGUAUGUGCAUUCAGAAAAUAUGAUGAUGGAAAUAAACCCUAGUGAUUUGAACGUGCACAUGGAGGGCAACGAAUCAUCCGAAUUAGUUCGUAGCGGAGUGCAUACGCAAACGGAUUCGCAGACUCAGACGCAGCAGGAGAAAACAGAGCAGAGAACGAGUUUGGCGGAGACCGGAAACAAAAGUGAAACAAAGAAAAUGAAGUUUCGAGCGAAAACAGGUGAAAUAAAAAUAGCUCUUGGUCUGGACGGUUCGAUGCUCUAUUGUUGUCCGGAAUGCAGUCUCGCCUUUUCCGACAAAUCUGACAUUGAGCAACACAUACAGGGCCACGUUCAAGAACGAAAAUAUCAAUGUAAAGAGUGCGGAGCUAUGUUGAAACGUAAGGAACAUUUGGACCAACAUAUGCGAGGGCAUUCAGACGAACGACCCUUCAAAUGUCCCGUUUGUCAAAAAGCUUUCAAACGUAACGAGCAUCUGACUCGUCAUUACGUCAUACACUCUGGUGAUAAAAAUUUCACUUGUAACGUUUGCGCCAAGGCUUUCUCGCGUAAGGAUCACCUCAAUAAACAUGCGCAAACUCACCUUGGCGUAAAAAGAACGAAAACCAUUAAAAAGGAAUCUCCAACGACGAUGGAUAACAGUCCUAAAGAUCUCAACGACACAAACAACUCCAUUUUAUCGAACAACGACGAUACUAACAAUCCUCAUCCGAUAAAGCAAGAAAUAAGUUUCUUACAACACAUUCAUCAUCUUCAAAAAGAUCAAAAUUUUAUUCAAACGUUCUCGGCUUUCAAGGAACAAGCUUUGAGAGAAGGUGGUGUCGGUGGUAGCGGUGGCAUGUUGCAACAACAAGCCGUUAAUAUGAACGAAAUAUUACCACAAAACGCGAGGUACCUCAUGCCUUCCCAGUUACAGUCGUGAAUACAUUAGAUCGAUCUUUACAUUUCCGAAUUAUUAGACAAAUUGACUUCGUAAUGUUUAAAAAUAGCAAUAAUUCAUCCCGGCUUACGAGGGGUGUUAUUCCUUGUGGAAUAUCGUCACUUUCCUCACCGAAAUGUCCACAACUCCAUUUUUUCUCAAUUAAAUUAAGGUCAAAGAGGUUCAAGUAGGCAGGAAUCAUCGAAUUAGAACAGCGUCGUUCUCGUACAAUUGAAACCUAAAAGUUUUGCCUACUUGUGAAAUAACUGCUCAGGGAUUUGUGGCCUGAAAAAUCAUCAAAUUUAGCAAGAGAUUUUUCUGACGUUAGUCAUUACUCUUAACAAUGCUCGACUCAUAUUUAUUCAUAUUCGGCGCAAACUCUUGAAAUGGCAGCAAAUACGACCUAAUUUCUAGUAGAAUAAAAUCUUUGCAUCUUUUCCAUUCUUUUUUUCGUUUCAUACUUUUCUCCAUGAGAUUUUCAAAUGCAGCUGUUCCCUACGUCAUUCGUUGUAAAAAAAAAACCAAUACAAUAGCCGACAAUUAAACCUUAUCGCGUGUAAAAUGUACAUGAGAAACGAAAUCUAGAAAAGUAUCUUAAACAUAUUUCAAAAAAACAAAAUGACGGGUUUAAAAUAACAAAAACGAUGCUGCAUUUCAAAGGUGUAAUUUUCAAAACCACAAAAUUAAGGAGUCUGGUGCGAAAUGUAUUUGCAAUCAUCGCCAAUUUCUAAAGUAGAACAGUUUUCAGAAUUUUGUCCACGAGAAAGUGUAUUUUUUCUGCUCAAUCUCCGUUGCCCAGAUAUUUUUGGAAAGCCCUGAUGACGCGAUGAGUUUCGCUGUACAUCAAUAACUGACACGCUUCGUCAAUGCGAUCGUUUUUAAUGAAUAUAAACGCAUAGUGAAUUGGAACAAAUACUAUAAAUAGUGGAUAAGUAUGAUUCUUCGGGAUAUUUUGAUCGGGGGUUAAGAAAAAAUAAACUAACAAACGUGAAAAUAAAACGAAAGGGAGAAGGUGAUAAUAAUCGGUAAAGAUUGCCUUAACAAAGAGAGACGUUUCGGAGUAACGACGAUCGUUUUGUCUCGUUUCCGUUCGUCAUUUCAAAUCGACUGUAACGUUGGCUGUGACGACCUACAUGAUUAAGGUUACUACCAUCGCCGCCACCGAUCAUUACCAGACGAGCAUUAAUCGUCCUUGCCAGCUAAAUUUCAUCGUCGCGUUGUCUUCGCCAAUUGUGAAUUAUUUAUCUCUCAAAUUUUCGAUCUCGUUCCAUUUAUUUUAAUAUAAACAGCUCAAAUAUUCUAAACUUCUCGAUAAGACGAAGAAGAAUCUUACCGAAACUUUUGAACGAACAAUCGUUGAAAAUAAAAUCAUAAAAGCCAAUAUCUUCCAAUCACUUUUCACGUAUUGAUUAUUUAAAUUGUAGUUUUACUUUAGUUUUAUUGGGCAAUUAAGAAACUAUUGUAAACGAAUUUUGUUUUGGAUAAAUUGAGUUAUUUUAUGUGAUACGGGAAGCGUUUCCGGGCGAUUGUUCGAUUCAAAACGACGUUGAACUUUCCAUCGUUGGAAAAUAAGGCAAUUUUUUUGUUAAAUUAACGAAAAAAAGUGUGACCGUCUUUCAGAGCUUUAAACAACGAAUAAACAGUAGAUGGCUCUCGCCAAAAAUAACAUUUUCGGUGCAUUCCAACGAUGCAAACUUUAACAUUCUCAUUCAAAGUUGAACAGUUUAUUAUUAUUUUUUUUUCUUUUCCAUAUCAUCGAUAAAUAAAAAAGAAAAAUUAUUGAAUUUUUGAAAUUUUUUCAUUCUCAUCAUCAGCAUGAGUGAAAAAAACACCCUAAUAAUAUUGCUAGUAUAAAAUAAUGUCAUACUAAGAUAAUUUAUAGAAAUAACUCAACUCGGAAUGAAUCUAGUCUACGAUUGCAAGAAUUUUAUAGUUAAUUUUUUCUUUUUUGGCGAAAAGAGUGAAAAAUAUCACGCGCGCUUAUUUACGCAACGGAUCGAGAAUCGUUCCAUUUUUUACAAGCGUUUUUAAACGGAUUAUUAAAAUCAUUUAUUCUUUUGCAAUUUUGAUAGUGAGAAUUUUAAAAAGAAUUUUAGUUCCGCUUACCACCAGGAUUCAACGUCCUGACGAAGUGAUAAUUGCCAGUGUUCGAUUUGUGUGAACGAACGAGUGGCUCUGACGAGCGAGUAUGCGUGUUUCCGGUAAUUAGGAUACUGCGAGGAACUACUUUGAUGUUCUUUUUUCUCAUAUUCGCAAAAACCUCGGAGUGAAAAUUCGGAAAAGAAUUUUUUUUAAUUUUCACAUCAACAAUUGAUACUUGACUCUUCGGUAGGGAACAUCCGGGCAUAAAUUUUUCGACCGUGAUCGUAACGGACACAGAAAUGACAAAUAUUGAAAAUUGAAGCGUAAAGAUGGACGCGAAAGAGGUUCGAGAAUUUUAUGUUCAAUUUACAAACCGAAAAAUAAUCUAUAUAUUUACUAUUACGAUGGUCGAAUUGGCUAGCAUUUUUUCUCCUCGAUAAACACCUUUUUUCAUCCUACAUUUUAAGUCGUAGAUUAUUUUAAAUUUCUUUGUAAAUGAUAUUAAUUGAGAGACUAUUGUUUCUGGGUGUCUGAAGAAUUUUCACGAGAUAUUUUUUAAUUAGUUACGAGAUCCUUUUGAACUUGAAACUAUAAGAAGGAUUUUCCUUGUUUUAACGAGCCUUCAGAGUGGAAGCUCUGCUGGCUCUUGAUUGCAAAAAAGUAAUAAUCAUUAAAAAUCAGUACUCGAGGGGGUCUGAGACGUAAAAGUAGGAGGGAAAAAAAAUAGUUUAAUGGAAAGUUUGAAGAAUCGGUAGCUCGAAGAAUCGAAAGUCGAUUGCGGGGAUGGUUCCUCCGAAUAAAUGAACGAAUGACGAAUAAAAAAUUCCAUCCUUCGCUACUACCAAAGACUGUUAAGUUCUUACGGCCUACUCCGGUUUAUUAUUUUAAGCAAGUCCGCUUCCACACAAUUUCUUCCUACAGUAACGUCGAAAUAAUGUAAAAAAAAAAAAAAAGAAACAAAAAACAACAACAACAAACGAGAAAUACGAAACAAGCAAAAAAUAAGUUUUUGUGGUAAAGUGGUCGUCGUUUCCACGAUUUUAUCGACCAAGCGGCAGGGUGAAACAUUUUGCUCAUUGCAACAAUCUUCCUGGAGCUGAAAUGCUCGAUGUAACGACGCUUCGGUCCCCAUUCACCGAAGUCGUAGUUUCGAAUGAAACAAACGAAUACGAAAGAGAAUAAUUAUCGAUCAUUGAAAUACCGAACAUUUUCUUAUGAUUAAUGGUAAACGAUUGUACAUGAGAUUGCAUGAAGAUUGCCAAAAUGAUAAUGACCUAGGGAUAGUGAGACAAAUGACACUGUAUUUUUCGCACCCAGAUAUUUUUCAAUAAAAUAAAGAUAGUAAAAAAACGA